Molecule: messenger RNA, 9108 nt
Organism: Toxotes jaculatrix (banded archerfish)
Lineage: Eukaryota; Metazoa; Chordata; Actinopteri; Toxotidae
Gene: ripor1
Product: RHO family interacting cell polarization regulator 1
Exons: 24
Coding region: 265-3579 (1104 amino acids)
Source: RefSeq, a predicted model, not a curated record
UGGGAGAGUGGACGGAGCACUAACAGCUGAGACAGUGGACAUGGGGGAAGAGAAGAAGGGAGACAGACCAGGAUAGACAGCAGAGAAGUGGACUUAAAGGAAAGACAGAUACAGUUGUUAUAAAUUAAGAGAAAACAAAGAGCGAGAGAGUGAAAGAGAAAGGAAAGUAUAGCAGCUAAGUGUGGGUGCUGCUGGAGUGAGGUCUGAGCGCGUGUGUGUGGAACUGGGUGGACCCAUCACCAGGAAGCCUCCACAUCGACCGCCAUGUACAGUGGAUAUGGAGGGAGUCCGUCCCGAACUCUCUCCACCAUGUCUCUGUCCGUUCGCCCAGUCAGGCGCCUCACCUCCAGAUCCAUCACUAGGAGCCAGAGUUUUACUGGAGUCAACACCUACGACAAAGCCUACAGGAACCUCUCAGUGUUCAGCACUCCAGGCCUCAGCAGGAAGCCCAGCAGAGCCAGCAGGAUGUUUACUAUAUCCACCAAGUCCAACCCACUGCCCAAAGUUCCUCAGCCGGAGCGACUGGACCAGGUCUAUGAGGCACUGAAGAAAGGCCUUCAGUCUUACCUGCAGGUUCAUCAGAUGGACCUGGACAGCCUCAGCAGACAGAUGAAAGAAUCAAAGAGGAACUCCAGACUGGGUUUCCUGUAUGAACUAGACAAGCAAGUGAAGGUGACUGAGAGGUACAUAAGACGACUGGAGUUUCACCUCAGCAAGAUUGAGGAGCUCUAUGAAGCCUACUGCCUGCAGAGGAGACUCAGGGAUGGAGCCAACAAGAUGGUGAAGGCGUACACUGCCUCUCCAGGCAGCAAGGAGGCGAGGGAGAGUUUAACAGAGGCCAACAAAGGAUACAAAGAGUACACAGAGAACAUGUGUGUGUUGGAGAGUGAGCUGGAGAACCAGCUGGGUGAGUUCCACAUCAAGAUGAAAGGUCUGGCUGGGUUUGCUAGAUUAUGUGCUGGUGACCAGUAUGAGAUCUUCAUGAAGUACGGUCGGCAGCGGUGGAAGCUCCGAGGCAGAAUAGAGAUCAAUGCCAAACAGGUGUGGGACAGUGAAGAGAUGGUGUUUCUGCCGCUCAUCAAUGACUUCCUCUCUGUGAAGGUGACAGAGCUGAAGAGCUUAGCCAAUCACGUGGUUGUAGGAAGUGUUUCCUGUGAGACUAAGGACCUGUUUGCUGCACUGCCCCAGGCGGUUGCCGUGGAUAUUAAUGACCUCGGGACUAUUAAGCUAAGCCUCGAAGUCACCUGGAAUCCAUUUGAUAAAGAUGACCAGGGGUCAGUAGCAAGCACUGUCAACAAAGCCCCGACCGUCAGUAAGAGAUUCUCGACAAUCUUCAACCAGAGUCCACCUGACACACCGUCUUUACGAGAACAAGCCUUCUACAACAUGCUCCGUCGUCAUGAAGAGUUAGAGAACGGAACAGCUUGGUCUAAUUCAUCCGAAUCCUCUGAUGACUCGUCCAGUCCUCAGCUGUCCGCAGGAGGACAACGCAGCUCUGCUCAUAAGGCAGUGGUGGUGACGCCAGAGAUUCAGCCAGUUGUAGCAGGAAGUUCCUCCCCACAGCCUGACAUCUCAUUUUGCCUCAGAGACUCCGCCUCCUCAACUCCAAACUCCACCCACAAAGUCAGCUCCGUCAGUGGGGUUUCCGAGACAAACAAAGAACAAGCGGAGAGCAGCAGGGAAGAGGAGAAGGGUGUGCUGACAAAACCUGACAGUGAGGAAGAGGACACAGGGAAACAGUCUCCCAUAGCAACAGGGGACGGCGUGGUGACCAACAGCCACACCUCACGCAGCUACUCGCGCUCUCUGAGCCACAUUAGUGAAAGCAGCGCUGAUGGUAUCGUGUUGACGGACAGGUCAGCCGGCGAAUCAGGGGAGGUGAUGUCUUUGGCCUCGGGGAUCUCCAUCAAUGACAUUGAAAUGGAGAUGUCCAGCAGAACUCCCGAGCCGCCCAGCUCUGUCGCCACGGACACCGCCGUGUCACCCAGGAAACUCGGCGCCGUUGAAGAAAACGCAACAGCUGAUGAUGUCACAGAUCAGCUCCCAGUCGGGAUGGAACAGGAUGCAUCCAGCUCUGUCCUCGCAUCCUCCUCCCCCAGUACGGAAGGAAUGAACUCGAACACUCCAUCACAGGCGAGCACACUCCAGCACCUAGAGUGCAGCACACUCCCACAGAGCGGGGAUGUGACAUAUGUAGCCCGGCGGGUGCCGGUGGAGGAGGUGAUGCCGGGUGCAGAUGCAGACUGUCUGUCCAAAGAGGGUGAUGGUCCGGUGGACUGCGGACUGGAGGAUGCCCUUGGCUCUGUAGUGUCCACUCUGGAUGAUUACAGGGGACAGUUCCCUGAGUUACAGCUGCUGGAACAGGAGCUGAAGCUGCUGCAGGUUACACUGAAGGGCGGCAGGCACAGCCGUUCACCCAGCGUGGUCAGCCUCACCGUGGAAACAGCUCUGGGCAGCUUUGAUUUCCUCAACACGUCUGACUGGGAGGAGGAUGAGGAGGAGAAAGGUGACCGGAGGAACAGAAGUGGCAGGUCUCUGCAGGACAGAGGCUGGGACAGCCCCUCCUCUCCCACCUCCCCCCUCACCACAGGCUGCACCACUCUAGACUGCUCCCUAGUGGUCCACCUGAAGAACUGCAGUGCACAGUUGUUGCGUCUGGGAAUGUUCGGUCCUCUGCGGUGUGGAGAGAUGUACGCCUUAGACAAACUGCUGCGAGAGGCUCGAGUGCUCGAAAUCAUCCGACGCAUCACCAAGGACAACCCAAGACGUCUCAGACAGCCCGCUGAAGUGAUACCUCAGCUGGACCUGUGCCUGGGUGCUGUGUCUCUAUGGCAACAGUGUGUGGGGCAGGGCAGUGUGUACAGCGUCUCUGCUGACAGCUUCCUGGGAACGCUGUCUACAUCCUACUCCAGCAUACUGCCUGAGAGGACCAGCAGCAUGGCCGACACAGUUUUCUUAUGUCUGGUGGAGCGAGUGCUGGACCAGAGGUUACCACGGCGGGGCAGCAACAGAGACGGAGUGAUAGUGACACUGUUCCAGCUGUGGAGCUACAUAGAGGCCAAUGGCAUCAGCGACAUGGAAACACACAUCACGGAGCUGGCAGAAGAGGUGUGGCUGGUACAGAGGCUGGCGUCGUGUGACCAGGAUGUGAUCGUCCACACUCUGCGGCGUCCUGCAGAGUGCAGCCUGAGGAGAGAAGGACUUCAUGCUGUGGCCAAAUUACUGAAGGACCCACGAGGCAAAGUGUCAGCGUCUGCCAGCUCUGUGCUGAGAAGCCUGGCCGCUCAGCCCAGACAGAGAGAGCAGGCUUUGGUCAGCUGUCUGGAGCUACUGGAAGACGAGAACGUGGACACCAGAGUCUGUGGAUGCAAGGCCUUAGCUUGUCUGAAGGCUAAAGAAAGCAUCGAUCAGUUAGUGUACCUUUGUCGGACCGACAAGGAGGAAGUCCGAGAUGCUGCCAAACAAGCGCUGCUGGUGCUCGGGGAGGAGGGGAAGAUGGCCCACAGACACGUGGAGACGUCUCAGGACAGCAUACCAAGACUCUUCGCUCCGGGAAGCAUGGCCAGCACAGCUUUCUAAACACAACACACACACACAGACACACAGACACACAGACACACAAACACACACACACACACACACACACACACUGGGUCAGAGCAAAACCACAAUGAAUAUGAUGUUUUGGCUCAGUGUCACGAGAAUAUACAAUAUGCCGUUCCUCUACCCCAUUACUGAUACUACAGCAUACAAAGACAAAUAUGAUAUAUGCUAUACAGUAUGUACACUGUCUGAGAGGUGGCAGUAAUAUUCACUUCCUGAACAGCACCUCUGCUUAACACUGGGCAAACAUUUAAAGUCAGUAAGCUACAGAUACACCAGGUUGUGUUUACCAACCUGUGGUAACUGCUCUGAGAAAAUCGGUGGGACUGUAAAGAUGCUGGGAAGAAUGUACAACGUGAGCAAGACUGAAUGGAAGGAUGGAAGAAGGGAGGAGUGGAAGGAUGAAAUGGAUACUGAGGGAGGACGAUGUGGAGGAGUUAAGGGGACAGAGAGGGACACGUCUGCACCUAAGUCACAUUCUAAGUCAGACUGUCCUUGCUAUCACAGUCAUGUCCCUCUAUGGUCCAAACACAAAGAUAUUAUUUUCAGAUAAGUUAGGAAAAGUCCAAAAGCUACUUCAAGCCGCUUUAUCAGGUGGUUUCUGUUUUCACAGCCUACUAAACGCCAAACGAUGUACAAUAACAAUAAUACAGCCCUCAGCUCGACCUGAAAUACUUUCUGUGAUGGAAGCUGCUGUCUCCAGUUUAGGCUUAAAGCCUGUUUGAACAGUCCUGCUCCAUGUGGACAGCUCGUCCUGUGACGUGUCUGCAGACUCAACAUGAAUAACACUAAAUGACGUUUCUCGUACAGCUCUGCCUUCACUGUCGCCAUCGGCUCUGCUCGUGCAUGCUCGUUUCAGUUUCUGCCAGAUGGCUGUGAUCACCUGCCUGCUGUAGCAGCACCAAGGCUGCAGUCAGGAUCACUUCAGAGUCAAGUCCAAACCAAACUAAGACCAAGACCAAGAAAAAAUCAAUUAGUAUUCAGAGCAAACAUUCUCACACAAUGUUAUAAUCUAACUAUUAAAGUACGAUGUGUGUCUGUGCACAGAACACACCUGUUUCUACUGUUCUUAAACAGUUCACGUCCAGUGGAGAACCUUAAAUGGUAGAAAGGUCAGCACUAAGCUGUCGAUGCAAACAGUCCACAGAGGUGACCAGCUUCUGUUGAUGACGUACAGUCUGCAGACCUAACCCCAGAGGAGCUGGUUCUGAAACAGUGUCGGGAUGAACUUUCUGAGCAAAGUUUCAUUUUUACGUUUAGAAAGAACAUCAGGAGUGUGUUCGGCUGCUGGAUGGAUAUCAUAUAGCAUAUAAGUAUAAACCUAGGUGUAUAAAAUGACAGUGAAGAACAAAGAAUCAGUUUGUUCUCAGAACACAGACGCUCUGAAAUGAUUGAUCUCAUUCAGAUGAGUUGCUUUUUCACUGCAGGAGCAACGAGCCGAUUGUAGAGACAGUGAACUCACUUCGAUUCACAGGGACAGGAACAUGACUCUGAACUGUAGGUAUUUGUUGUUCCCAUCUGUUAUGGCUGUGACCGUGGUAGCAUCACUGCACUCAAGCUUCCAACAAACGGGUUCGUACAACGUGUCGUGUGAAUUCAUUUAAAGGCAAAAGUGUUACUGUUACCCGUUCUGCUGCCUCCCACCACCUCCCUCAUCUCACUCCAAGAACUCUGCAUGUUUUCUCUCUGUAGCUUCGACAGUGAACUGUACAAAAAGGGACAAUGUGCUCACUCUCAGACAGUCUCUGCGUGAAGACGUUCAUGGUGUUGCGCCUGUCUUCGGUACAGACAGUGACAGAGGAAGGAGCUGGACAGAAAUUGUCGGUUGCUAUAGAUGGUUUUCAGACGCUGUCAGAGCGACGAGCACCUUGUUUGAAGCGUACUGAGGCCUCCAGAGGUGCGGUACAAAGCCCACAGCCCUGCUGCAGAAAUGCAUGCUUAAGUGAAUAUGAGGCUUCAGCAGCCUGCUCUCUGCAAAGACUACUUUUUGUUCCUGCAUCAAAAAAUAUAUUUAAAAAAAAAAAGCAAAGCAAAUAUGGAAUAUAUGUUGCAGAUUUUUUAUCUUCCAUUGAAAACCAGCACUUGUCUCCACUGAGCUGAACAGUAAACCUGAAAAUUAAAACUUAGAUUUAGAGGUCUGUGUCGGAGGAGAAUCACACCCUGGGAAACAAAGAAAUGAGACUUUUAUUGGGUUGUACUGGGUGAUGUGAUGAGAAAGACUUAGGUCGUGUGUUCUUCCUGGAGUCCUUCAGCCAGUGGCAUUAUAAAGUCACCUGUACCAGGUGAGCUGUUUGUGCUUCACUGUGUCUCAAGAUGAAUUGUGGCUGAUGCUGGAAACCCUGGUUACCAUAGAUACAGCAGCUCAGACAGCUGUGGUCAACAGCCAGCAGCAUGUUUCAAACAGAUGUUUUUGCUUCCUGUCCGAUGUCUGCAGCACUGCUACCACUGGCUUAUUAACCUACUGUGAAACUGUCUUCCAAUUCAAAAGAUAAAAAGUGAAAGCUUUUCAUUCUGUGUCCUGCAGGCCUUCGUGUGUGAUGUUGUCAUCUUACUGGCAGCAGAUUAAAAAGAAAGCGUAACUCACACUGUAGUUUUGUAUAAAGGUUUGAGACUGUAGAAAACUUCUGUACAGAGGAUGGUUUAAGCGAUUCAGUGCCAUUACUCUUUACAAUGAUGACAUAUCUUAUUCUAUUCUGGAAACACAUAUAACAUGACUAUAUGCCACUGGAAUUUAAUAUUCUGUGAUUGUAAAUUGUUUUUAUCUAAGAGUCUUCAUUUGUAAAUGUAUACUUUAUUUUAUGAGAUGCAUUUUUACCAUUAAGAUUAUUUUCAGUCAUUCGACCGGUCAGUUUGAUGAACGGAUUCAUUGAAUGACAUUAACUGAGUGGCACUUAACUGUACCACUGACAUACCUGCUGUAAAUGGGGUGGCAUUCUGUGUGGAGUCGCUGAAAAGUUGCAUUACUGUCACGUGCUGCUGCAGAUGAAAGACAGAUGACUAAGACAGACCUGUCCAUCCAGGUCUGGGACCAGUUUGCUUUAAAUUCAGAUCCAUGACAGUUGAACCCUUAAUAAUCAACUGUUUCUGGCUUUUGGAAAGAAUAAGAAUUUUCAUUUGUCUGUGUUGUUUAACUUGUGGUAUCAUCAAAUGUCUGAAUAGGAGGAACUACAAUAGAACUGGAUUGAAUUUCAAGUAAACUGGUCCCAAAUAUAAGAUCAUAAAUUAUUAAAGGGCAAUACCGGUGUUUUUGCAUGUUUAUGCCAUUUACUACUAAUAACAUAUAAAAUCUUUACAGUGUCGCUGACCAUUUUCCAAAAUAAGCACAGCAGGCGGAACAUUGAAAGCCUUCAUUUCUGAUUAUUGACCUUAUUGAGUUGGAUUGGAUCUGCAAUUUGUCUUUCGGGAAACUCUUUCUUUAAUCAGUGUGGUUGCUGCAGUUCAUUUCCAUUCCAGUGCAUACAGUAGCUUAUAGAUUUAGAUUAUUGAACUGUGCUUAUUUAUCCCCACAGGCAGCCUCUGGUUUCCCUUUAUUUAAGCACAGCAUCAUCACUAUACACAUCAUUUCUACAACAGUUCUGUAACCAAAUUUAACUGUGCUCUGGGGGAUUCACACUACAGGCUUUGGUAAAUGGAAUAAAGAAUGUGGUUUUUAGUAAAUGGAUAAAGAAAAAAAGAUGCAAAAACACACAAGGUAUUGAACAGCCAUUGUUUCCCUCCCAGUCCAGCAAGCUGCCCACACUGGGUUUGACCAGUAUCAGUGAAAAUGCCAAAAUGUCCAUCCCCAGUGACGUCAGCUGUUCCUGUUUAUUGUGACCUUGUUUGAUUCGUUUCAUAGUGACACUGCUGACAGUGAUGCUGCCACUCUGCCUUUGUGAUUUCCUGAGCACUGUUACUCUAAGCUCAUCUCAGCCCGAUGACUGAUGAUAGUAUAUCAUUGGUGUAUUGAUGGUGUAUAGACGUGUCCUGGUUGCAUACUCUAUAAUAAUUCUGUGGUGUGAAGUUGAUGAAUUAACAGUGUUGAUUGUGCACUUUUCUGGCUGUAAAAAAAAUUGUACAGACAGGAAAGAAAUAAUCGAUGGAUCCAUGAAAAUGUGUUUAAACAUUCAUGUUCCCAUCAGGAUGAACUGUAAGAACAAAGAUGACCCUCUGACUUCUUCUUUAGCGCCAUCAUCAGGUCAGAAUUUCAGUUUGUCCAAUUGGCUUAUGACCAAAUACCUGCUACAUUCCCAUCAGUCUCAGCUGUACUUUAUGUUUAGUAAAUGUUAGCAAGCUGCCAUCCUAGACAUGUUCACAUGCUGAUGUUAGCAUUUAGCUCAGAGCCCUGCUGUGCUUAAGUAAAACCUCACAGAGCCACUAGCAUGGCUGCAGACUCAUACCACUGUACACUAUUGAUUUUUUUGUGUACCAACAGUCUCCGUGAUCAUCACACAAAAAUGUCAAGAUUUUAGUCUGACUGCAAAACAGGAGUUAGAAUUACUGUAGGGAAUGCAAAUGGGACACAGCUUUGGUCUUCAAGCAGAAGGGUUCAGGUUCCCUAUGUACAAUGUGCCAACCCUGUUUACUUUCCUUAGACUGAGCUAGACGUUCUCAGCAACACUAAAGCAUAGAGAGAGUCUACUUCGUUAAGACUGUUAUGAGAGACAAAUCAGCAGUAGCUGUUAAGAAGACUAGGGCCAUGGUUUAAAAGCAUUUAUGUGCGUUAUGACUGCUAAGAUUAAAGUUUAAAGAUUAAAGUCAGAAUCCUCAGAUUUAUGUCAUAAAUAGGGUUUGAAUAAUUAGAAUCUGGCCAGAAAAGUUAGAAACUUUUUUCUUUAUGAACUCUGAGUUUAAUCUCAGAGCAGGAAUUUUCAUAUAGCCCUAACUCUCUUUUAUGCACCAUAGAUGCAUAUUUAUUGAAAGCAAUAAUGAAUUAUUAAUGUACUGUUGUGUCCCUGAUGAGAACUGACAUUCAGAUAUUAUUUUCAGUUGUCAGAGGAAGGGGUGAUCAGAGAAUCAGCUGGUUGUGUUUUGUGUUCAAUCUGGGUGUUUACCUCUUGAAUACAGUAUAUUAUAAGCAACAGGCUGCAGUGUCACUGGAGUCAUUAUAUAAGACUGAUGUCAUGUUGGGACUUACUGUUUUUAAAUAUGAUUUCUACCACUGUAAUGUAUUGCAAUGUAUUUACCACUAUUACUUUCUAUAGGACAGCAGCAACCUGCAGCUAUACCUCUGCAUCCAUAAAGCAUCUCACAGUGUUUAAGUGCCUCAAGGUUUGAUUGUAACAGAGAUGCAACAAGACAUAGAUGAGAUACUUAAUUUAAGAGUGAAGAGAGUGGAAAACAGUGGAAAACCACUGUAGCACAUUAUACAUAAAUAUAUAUAAAUAUAUUAUUUUUUCCACAAGCUUGAUAAAUUGUGCAGCAUUGGACACAAAAUGUUUUAUUCUUUUUUUUUCUUUUCUAAAAUAUAUUUCCAGGUAUUCUGGUGUCAAAUAUAUACAAACUAUUAAAAAAUGUGUUUAAAAAUUG